GCGGCCGCGGGGCCCGGCCGCAAACGGGUGGGAGCGGCGGUUGGAGGCGCGGGCGGCCGCGCCGCCGGGCCUGCAGGUAACUUGACUAGCAGGUGGAACCAGACAGUAAAAGCUGCAUCUACUGAGACCUACCGAUUACUACCUUGAAGAAAGUGACACUGGUUCAAAAUGAGUGCAAUGUUGGAAACCCCUGAGCUGCCAGCAGUAUUUGAUGGGGUGAAGCUGGCUGCAGUUGCUGCUGUUCUGUAUGUUAUUGUUCGCUGCCUGAACUUAAAGAGUCCGACUGCUCCUCCUGAUCUCAUUUACCAGGACUCUGCUUUGUCCCGCUUUCUGCUCAAAUCCUGCCCACUUCUGACCAAAGAGUACAUUCCACCCUUGAUCUGGGGAAAAAGUGGACAUAUCCAGACUGCCCUCUAUGGGAAAAUGGGGAGAGUAAGAUCACCACAUCCAUAUGGACUUCGCAAGUACCUUACAAUGCCAGAUGGAGCAACAGCAACCUUUGAUCUCUUUGAGCCACAGUCUGAGCACUGCAUUGGAGAGGAUGUCACAAUGGUCAUCUGCCCUGGGAUUGCGAACCAUAGUGAAAAACAGUAUAUCCGCACUUUUGUUGACUAUGCACAAAAAAACGGUUACAGAUGUGCUGUCCUGAAUCAUUUGGGAGCCCUACCAAAUAUUGAACUGACUUCUCCACGAAUGUUCACAUAUGGUUGUACCUGGGAAUUUGGUGCUAUGGUUAAUUACAUCAAGAAAACCUACCCUCAGACCCAGCUGGUUGUAGUAGGCUUCAGCCUGGGUGGAAAUAUUGUGUGCAAAUACCUUGGAGAGACUCAGGCCAACCAGGAGAGAGUCCUGUGCUGUGUCAGUGUGUGCCAAGGGUACAGCGCGCUGAGGGCCCAGGAAACCUUCAUGCAAUGGGAUCAAUGUAGAAGAUUUUAUAACUUCCUCAUGGCAGACAACAUGAAAAAGAUCAUCCUUUCCCACAGGCAAGUUCUUUUUGGAGAUAACGUGAAGAAGCCACAGAGCCUGUCAGAUGCAGAUCUGAGCAAACUCUACACAGCAACAUCCCUCAUGCAGAUUGAUGAUAACGUCAUGAGGAAAUUCCAUGGCUACAGUUCCCUGAAGGAAUACUAUGAAGAAGAAAGCUGCCUACAGUACUUGCACAGGAUCUAUGUUCCUCUUCUGUUGGUUAAUGCUGCUGAUGACCCUCUGGUGCAUGAGAGUCUUCUAUCAAUUCCAAGAGCUCUUUCAGAGAAACGGGAAAAUGUCAUGCAUGUGCUGCCGCUUCAUGGAGGCCACCUGGGCUUUUUUGAGGGGUCUGUACUCUUCCCAGAACCUCUUACUUGGAUGGAUAAGCUUGUGGUGCAAUAUGCCAAUGCCAUCUGCCAGUGGGAGAAGACAAAGUCUCACUGCUCAGACACAGAGCAGGCUGUAUCUGGCCAGGAGUAACUGACCCAGCGACUCUGGAUCACUUCAGUAUCUCUCCCUUUGGGGAAAAACUUGUUCCCUCACCUGCUGCUUCAGGUUUCCAUUCUCCUUGAUAUCCUAGGACUGGGGUUUGAUCACAAUGUUUCUUUCUGAAAAGUGGAGUUACAGCAGAACUUAAUAUCUGAUCAGAGCAUCUUUGCAUAUAUAGUUAUUUGGGCUUGUAACUUAUUGCUCUGCUUGAAUUGGGUUGCUAACUGUGGCCUUCUACAAGGUUGUUGGGCUCAAGAGCUUGUUCAGAAGUUUCGAAUGACAAAUUCUUCCACCAGCUGGUCAAACUUCAUGUUUGCAGCAUUUAUUUAGAUGUAGAUGACAGGCCAACUACAACCCUCCGACUCUGUUCUACUCUGUCCCAGUGCUGGAAGAACUCUGUACCAAGCCACAGCCAGUGGUUCAGCCUAGUAUGUGGCCUGCAAAAACAGAUGCCUGACUACAAGCUGAGUUCCAGCCUUGCACCAUCUCAAGAGAGUCUUACUUCCUAGGAAUGCACUUCCAAAAGUGAAUAGGUUUUAAAAUACUUAGCUUUUCCAUAUUUCUGUCUGUAGGUUGGGAUAUUUCUAUGCUGGGAUUCCAGGUAGAGAAGAGCUGCAGGUUGUUAAUACUGGUUAAUACUUUUCUAUGUAAACAUGUUCUCAUACCAAGACCAGGUCAGUCACCUUAUCGUAUUUGCUUCUUUAUUUAAAUGUAGUUGUAUUUUUUUUAAGUACUGGAUUUGUUUGACCUAGGGCUUUUUAAAACUGGCUCUGGCUUCCAAAUGGAAACUGCUGAUUAUGAAUCUGUGGGAUCUUUCUGUAGGGUUAAAUUGUUUCCAAGUAAUUCAUAGAGAAUGGAUGUACAUUGUUAGAGGCUGGUUUGUAGGGAGGAAUGUAUGUGUUUUUUCUUAGUCUUACAGCCUACCCUGGCAUAAGGGGAAGUAUCAAAACUCUUCCCAUUAACCUUCAGAGCAUUGAAUGGUUUUAAGGCAAGGUUCUAAGGGAAAUUAUGUGCCUAGAGGUGAUGGGAACUGUGUAGCUCUAGCCCUGCACAACUGAAAUAGUACCUUCAUAUGGCUAACUGCUUCCAUAUCCAUGUAAAUCCUGUAGGAUUACUGGCUCCAAUAAGACACUGCACUGGGCUCUUCCUCCCUUGAAUUCCUUUUCCACGCUCAUACAUCUGCUUCUAGUUUAAAUGUGCAAAGUGAAGUGUGGAACUAUAUAUGCAGGAAAGAUGCCUACUCUCUUGUGCUGUUCCCUCAAGUGGCUGUUAGUCUGUGCCAAGGCAGUUAUUCAGAACUAGUUUCUCUCCUGGAAGGGAAAUCUAUCCCAUGACAAUCUGGAGACAAACUUUGUGAUCAAAAUCUUUGCUUUACUGUUUGUUCUAUCAGUGUUGUAAUCUUGUUAAUCCAUUUUUAGGAUGCAGUCUCAAUGAAUUUUUUUUUUCCAUCAUACUUCCCAUAUCAACCAGCACUUUAUUGCUUUAGCCUUGGUUUAUGUUCUAGGCACUUUAGUUUAUAGCUUAAGAGUAAAACAAGCUGCAAGACUUCAGUCCAGUGACAUAGGGAAACAAACCUUCUGGGCUGCCCAGUCCCUGAACUUUAGUAGGCUGGAGCAGUGGGUUUUUGUUUUAAUAAAGCAAUAAUUAACUAUUGUAGCAAAGGUGCAUCAGGAAAUUCCUUUCAGUUUGCCUUAGGCCAGCCACUUUGGCCUGUUAAAUGAACUGUGGUUGUCUGCACAUUCCCUUUGUUAGUAGAUCCAGGUUUCUUUUUUCCUCUCAAAGAAAAGGUAUGACCAAGUAAAGCUCCAUAGUGAUACUUGGCCAUGCUUGCGGCUGUAUCUUAGGGAGUAUUUUGGGGCAUCAAUAAGCAAGAAUAUUCUUAAAUGAUGAAUUUGUGCUAUUGUCUUAUUCAUACUUGCUGCAUCUGUGUAUCACCAAAAUUUGUCAUAAAAUCAGAUUUUUCUUAAGUAGCUGUUUAUGUUGUAGUCAUUGGAUGUGACUUAAAUAUCUUUCCUUUAACAGAGGUGGACUGUAAGCAACACCUGCAUACAUCAAAUAGUAUAAAUGUAUAGGGAUGUUUUCCAUUUCCAGUGGGUUACAGCUUCAGAAUUGUUUGAAGUUUGAACUUUCAUAGCAAAUUCUUCAGCUGUAGCUGACACAAGUCAUAGUUGCCUGCCUUGAAGGUACAAAGCUGCCCUUUCCAUGGCAAGAGAUUCUGUCUCUGGAAUGCUUCAUCCUUCUUCCAGGUGAGUAACAACUUCAGACAACUCUAGAGAAACAAAUUGUUCUUGAUACUAAUACUAAUGGAAAGAGCCCAACAUGUGGAUACCUAUAGAAGGAAGGAGUGCAUAUAUCUAGUUACUUUGAGAGCAAAAUACCUGCCUCCCUCAGGUUUGAGAACCUUAAAGCAGAGGCUCUCUUCCCCACUUCCCAAGUGGUUAAAAUUCUGCCUUCCUUCCCAGGAUCCCAGACUUCCAGAAGCAGUUCAGUGGUUGGCCCAGAACAUGAAAGCAGGAAAUGAGAAGUGAGAAUUGUUUGGGUACUAUCUGGGAAGGCAAAGCAAGUGUUUUUUUAACUUCUGUGUUCACGUUAGGUGACACACUGCUCUUCAGUCAAGUUAUGCCAGUCUAGCUGAAAAUGAAGCUUUGUUCUGCAAGCCUUUCUUCAAAGAGCUUUUCUUCAUUGCUCUUCCUUUUCUUUUAAGGAGGCUAGUACUAACCAGUCUUGAUGAGCAGGUUUUCCUGCUUCUGAGGUGUGAGGAAGUUAUGUUCUCAUUAGCUGUAACAUUAGGUCUGACUUCACUAGCAGAUGCCAGUCAAUGAUCUCUGAGCAAGUGUCUCCUAAGAUGAGGUGAGCAGCUAGGGUGCUGACCAAGCAGCAGGAGCUGUAUUUUUGUCAAUUCAAGUCUGCUUUAAAAAUCAAAGAGGGAUUUUUGGGGGAGUAAUCCUUCCUGCCCCACAACAUGAGCCUUCAUAUUUCAGGAGUGCCGAUACUGUGGACUUCUUGAACCUGGCUAGAGAAGCAAUAUUAAUAAUGGGUUUCUUGAUCCCUUGAUCUGUUUUUGCACUUGCAUCUAUAGGUGUUUGAACUGCCUGUAUCUUGACUAUUUGAUUCUAGCCUGUUUGGGGAGGAAUUUUUGUCAUGGUUUAAACAUUGUGCAAGGGUUCUGAGACCUAAAAUGCAUCCCAAGCUUGUUGUAGAUGGGAGCAGUAAAAUCUCUCCUUGUCCUCCAUUCCCCCCACCCCCCCAGUUUGACAAGGCUUUUAGAGCCAAGACUAGCAGUAAUAGCCUAAAGAGACCUUGGGAGUAGGAGAAUAGAAAACUACACAGCAUGCACUGCAGCUUAGAGACCUUCAGAGAAGGGAAUUCUGUAUCAAUCUUGCUGCUGCAAGUGACUGGCAGCUGAAGCCUAGUGCCUGUACUCAAAGAUGAAUGGGACUUUCUCCAAUUCUGAUCUGGAAUACUCUUCUCCCUCCAAAUAAGGCAAUGCUAAUCUUGUGGACAGGUGCCUUUCAUUUGGCUAGCAAACCCAACCUCAAAUGCACUCAAAACUUUUACUGCUUUCUAAAAGAAAACUGAAGUUUUCUGUGUGGUUGAGUCUUUAAUCUCUCUGCAAGACAAGUGCACUUUUAAAUCCUUAUUUUAUAGUCUGGUAGUGCAGCUCUUCAGGACUUUGGCAUGAAAAAUCUACCAUGAACUCUAAACCCACUCUGAAACUAAGAAAAAGCAUUAGUAGAGCUCUUUGGCGUUUGGUAUACAUUGAGCAGUGGGGAGAGGGUUGUAAGUAGCACUUGAACAUAAACCCCAAGGGCACUCCCCAUCACACUGCAAGUUGUGUGAUGUUAGGCUGGUCCAACUGUCAUCUUUGGAGAGAUCUGAAGGUUGUAGGUGAGCAGCUGGGGCUUUGUCCUACUGAACAUAAACUGUCAGCUUCCAUCACAUCAGAUCUGUUGGCAUUUUUAAUGGUCACUUUCUAAGCUUCUAAACUGAAGGUUCUUCAGAUGAGUCUGACUGUUGUAGUUGCACUCUGAAGACAGAUAAUUGAACUGCCCUGAAGUUGUCUUCUGAGCACUAUUUCUGCAACUCUUGUUUGUGAAGAUGCAGGUUACAAAGACUGCAUUAAGCAAAGAUGGUAAGAACUGAUACCUCCAAUACUAAAUUUAGCUAAGCUGCCUGUGUCAUCUAUCCUGGGUCUGUCACAAGCUCCUGGACCACAGCCCUUUGACAUAUGGUGCCUUGCCCUUUUUCUUCCUCCCUUGACAUCAGCAUAUCUAGAGACUUCAGUAACAGUUCUGUCAGAGCUUUCAAGUUCUGUUUUUGUAAUAAAUUUCUCAACUCUAAUGAGACAUUUCCCAGGGGUGUACACAGUACAAGUGCUAUUGUACAAGUGUUUGACUUAAAGGACCUUUAUGGGCAGCAUAAAACUAGCUACAGUAUUUUAAGGCUUAAAAUAAGGUGUAUUAGUAGUGGAUCAUCCUUCAGCUGUCUGCUCCUCAAAUCUGUCCCCAGCAGUAGGGAUUGAGUCAGAGAAGGAGUUUAAGUGACUUGCUGCCUUGAAAUCCCAAGAUUCAUAUAUCUAAAUCCAGCAACAUAUAGCUGGAGGUAGAUUCUCUAUAUUUACAUCUGAAAGAGCAGAAUGGCACUUCAGGAGUUAAUUGCCAAACAGUUUAGUCACCUGGAUUUUCUUAGAAAUAUUAUGCCUAUCUGGGGCUCAUUGAAGUUCUUCGGCCUUUUUCAAGAAAACCAGAAAAGGCUCUGUCAUUCUGCUGCAUGUAUAGAUCAUCUCUCAUAAAGAGCAUUUUGCUGCUUCUGGUUUGAGUCAUACUCUGUGAGUCCUUGUUCUUUUGGCAGAUCUGUAGGUUGUAUAGUGUCCAGGGCCCACUGUGACUCAAAAGUGUCUCCUUCAGGAGUACUAGUUCUAGGCAAAAACCAACAGUUCUUGGUGGGAAGGUUUUCAGAUUUUUUUUUGCUGAACUUAAGAUGCCUUAGAGCAGCACAGACCUAAGGAAGGGGUGUUUUGCACAUGUACCCCUUCUGUUGUGGGGCAUGCUUAGUACUGUUGGCUUGGAUUUUCUUCUGUCCUUGGGAGAGUGUAGGUAUAUAUGCCACCAAUAUAUCCAAGUGGCUGCCAGAUGUUCAGUUCAUGCUGGAAGGGCUUCUAGGGUUAUUCUGAACUGCUUUUCAAAAACCUGGAUAUUUGGUUUUGCUCAUUAAUGACUAGUGCUGCAGUCCAGGACAGCAUUUAUUUGGUUGAGUUUGCUGAUAUUGAACAGUCUUUUUUGAGUCUCUCUAACUUUUCAAAAACUCCAGCCUUACAUCCCCUGUGCGUAAAGGCCAUGUCUCUCUCCUUCUCACUGGAUGGUCUUGCCGAAGCUGGGCAUCUUAAUGCCAGUAAGGAGCCUGAUCCCCUUGAGGUGGCUCUACCCAUACAACUUCUCUUGCUUUUUUGUAAAUGACAAGCUUAUGUUGCCUGUCUCUAGUCAAGCCAGUGCUUUGAAUAGAGAGAUCCUAGGAGGCACUCAUAUCUAAUGUCAUGACUCCCCUGGGGUGCUGACCCUUCUGAUGGCCCCUGAAAACUAGGGAGUCUUCAAAAACAAACCCAACAACUGACACUUGAUAUAACUAAACCCUACUACUUAGCCCAAAUGAAUACCUGUCCACAGAACAUGGGUGUUUUUCACACUAUUUGACUCAUCUGACAAUCCAAGUAGGUUUUAAUAGAUUCUUUCUCAAGAAAGCACAACUUCUUUUCAAGAGAUACCUUUCUCUCUGAAUAACCCCAAGGUGAAGAGGCAGGUGGACACCUCAGGAAGCCAGAUCUGUACUGUUCUCAUGUUGUUCCUGCAGUUGUGUUAGAAUGGGCUAAGUGAUUUCUAAUGUUCUUGGUAAGCAGCACAGUUUACUGUGGAAAAUAAUUUGAAUUUGCAAACUUAUACUCUGGAACCAUCUCUAAAUGCUGCCCUGAAAAAGCUUGUAUCGAGAUACCCUCCCAGCUGCCAAGUUCUGAGUCAAAUUCUCUGAAGCUGACAGCUGCAGGGGAGAUGAUUUGCAACUAGCAAUGCAAUUUUUCUAUAUCUGCUGAUGUUUACCUUUAAAAUUAUAUAUAUAAAUAUAUUAAAAAAACAAUGUCUUUGAUUUUUUUCUUUUUGUUCUGUGUCGUGUAAAAUGGAGGUCACUGCGAAACAAUGUAAUUUUGUUAUCUCUGAUUCAGUGGGAUUUCUUAUUUAAAAAUAAAGGACUUAUUGAAGUCAGUGUUA
This is a messenger RNA of Rhea pennata, 7712 nucleotides long. It is a transcript of the gene ABHD2, whose product is annotated as abhydrolase domain containing 2, acylglycerol lipase. The record is from RefSeq and is a predicted model, not a curated record. The transcript has 11 exons. Gene Ontology annotation, biological process: steroid hormone receptor signaling pathway; acylglycerol catabolic process; medium-chain fatty acid biosynthetic process. NCBI's taxonomy places the organism in Eukaryota, Metazoa, Chordata, Aves, Rheiformes, Rheidae. Bases 169 to 1446 code for a protein of 425 amino acids. Gene Ontology annotation, cellular component: sperm flagellum; sperm plasma membrane. Gene Ontology annotation, molecular function: acetylesterase activity; monoacylglycerol lipase activity.